CGAUCACCACCCCUCUCACUCACCAUCUCACCAUCUCACUAACAAAAAUGAAGUAUUCGUAUCUUGUAAGUCUCAUUUGCAUUGUUACUUUCUUUCCAUUAUCAUCAGCCAGGUUUGAGGACCAGUUCCAACCGAGCUGGGCUUUGGACCAUAUCCUCCAAGAAGGCGACACUGUCAAGCUCAAGCUCGACAGCUCUUCUGGUGCAGGCAUUGCUUCAAAAUCCAAAUACUUAUAUGGGAAAACAACGGCGGAGAUGAAGCUAGUGCCGGGAGACUCCGCCGGAACAGUGACGGCGUUCUACAUGUCAUCAGACGGAGAAGCGCACAAUGAGUUUGAUUUUGAGUUUCUUGGGAACACAAGUGGUGAACCUUAUCUGGUUCAGACAAAUGUGUAUGUGAAUGGAGUUGGUAAUAGAGAGCAGAGGAUGGAUUUGUGGUAUGAUCCAACUCUGGAUUUCCAUAACUAUUCCAUACUUUGGAAUCCGAAGCAGGUGAUGUUUUUGGUUGAUGAUACACCGAUUAGGGUUUAUGAGAACAGGGAAGAGGAAGGGUUGGUGUUUCCGAAAAGUCAACCGAUGGGGAUUUAUAGUUCGAUAUGGAAUGCGGAUGAUUGGGCGACGCAAGGGGGGAGAGUGAAAACAGAUUGGAGUCACCAGCCGUUUGUGACGGAGUUUAGGGAGGUGAAAAUGGAGGGAUGUGAGGUGGUGGAAGGGAAGGAGGUGGAGGAAGAGGUGAAGAGGUGUGGGGAGAGUUGGGAAGGGAAAGAAGGGAGGUAUUGGUGGAAGGAAAAGGAGAUGGAGGAGUUGAGUGUGCAUCAGAGUCAUCAGUUGGUUUGGGUUAGAGCUAAGCAUCUUAUUUAUGAUUAUUGUUUUGAUUCUGGUAGGUUUCCGGCUUCGCCACCAGAGUGUAAACGGUGAAUUGUUGAAACUUAUUUCCUUGGAAUUUUAUUUCUAGUGUUGUUUUUGGUUUUUUAGUGGUGGUGGUGAUGUAUGUAUGUAAAAAGAAGAAGGGAUAGUGAACUUCUUGUUCUUUUUGUUUGUAUUUUGUUUAGAGGUUACUUGUAGGGUUUGAAUUAUUAAUGAAUGGUGUGUUUCUCGGAAAGA
This is a messenger RNA of Dioscorea cayenensis subsp. rotundata (Guinea yam), 1103 nucleotides long. RefSeq names its product xyloglucan endotransglucosylase/hydrolase protein 9. The transcript has 2 exons. The record is from RefSeq and is a predicted model, not a curated record. Bases 48 to 917 code for a protein of 289 amino acids. Gene Ontology annotation, cellular component: apoplast; cell wall. Gene Ontology annotation, molecular function: hydrolase activity, hydrolyzing O-glycosyl compounds; xyloglucan:xyloglucosyl transferase activity. Lineage: Eukaryota; Viridiplantae; Streptophyta; Magnoliopsida; Dioscoreales; Dioscoreaceae. Gene Ontology annotation, biological process: xyloglucan metabolic process; cell wall biogenesis.